Fusarium venenatum is the source of this 1269-nucleotide messenger RNA. RefSeq lists its product as uncharacterized. The record is from RefSeq and is a predicted model, not a curated record. Lineage: Eukaryota; Fungi; Ascomycota; Sordariomycetes; Hypocreales; Nectriaceae.
AUGACGAGCCUAGGCUACGAAACCCCUUUUUGGGCAGAUCUUGAUGCCUGUGAGCGUGCAAUUGUCGACGAAAAGCCGAGUCCAUUAAGAGUUGCGACAUACAAUGAGAACUUCCAAAAAGAUACCCGAUAUUUAGAGAAUCGAUACAAGGACAAUAGCGUGAAGCAUAGCAAAAGCUUUCAGGAAGAUGACUUGCUCACAGUCCCCAAGAGACGAAAGGUUGAAACGCAAUCAGGGAAAGAGAACGUGAGGACAUUUCAGCACAACCAGACGCUCAGCACUCGAAGCAGACGAAACAUGUAUGCACCCGGGCAUUGGGCACAACACGAUAGCCCACCUCGACUUUUGGGAGUCAUGCCUUUGCCACAGCUAUCGGUCAAGAAGAAAAGACAAGCACACACACAUGCAAGGGUACAGCCCGACCAGAACCGCUCGCUAUCCCCCUUCUCAGUCAAUACUCUGCCGGCGGCAUAUGAGAUGCGGCGUCCUGGAAAGAUCCAUUCCCCUUUGACCAACCUAUACGACAGAGACUCUAUGUACAGACAAGAGUCACCGCUUAAUUUUCAUGCAACAGGCUGGACUGGGUAUCCUUUGCCACCCGACAACAAUCUGCAACUACCGCCGAUCAAAAGUCUCACCACCUUACCACGUCAGAGGACAGUGUCUUGCCUGGCACCAAAAAUUAGCAUUACACCGGAGGUAACUGUUAUUGAGGCGGGGCAUAAUAUCUUUUGGGUAGCUAUUGAAAUAUCUGCCACUCCUUGGUGUAUACCGGAGAACAACAUCCAGCCAGAGGCCUCUGAGAACCAAUCCGAGACCAAUGGCCUUCGUGAUUUGAACGUCCGUAUCCUACCAACAGAAAAAUCGUCGAUCAUUCGCAUCCUGCAGGAGCAGCCUUUUCCCCUCGAUCGCCUCGACCCUGGUCCCAGUAUCUGUCUUCUGGUUAAAGUAAGAGUCCAUGUUGUCAAGGAUAUGCAAGAAGAAAGACAAGAAUGCCCACAGAAAGAGAUAGACAACCUGAUAGAGGCACUCGAACAAGAGCUUGGUGACUCUACUAUAAACUAUAUGACAGUGCGAUUGUCAUAUCGCCCUUCAGCAUUUCCCGAAUGGCAGGAUGUUGGCAAUGCGAGCGACAAGAUGUUCACUACAAAAAGCAAGAUCGAGACAGCGGCCACGGCCUCUGUAAAAUUACACAAUGCCAUGUCGCUUUGGUCCCCUGCGCCGGUGUUGAAGUCCAAUCCAUUGCUUCCUCUGAUCGAGAGACACUAG